Molecule: messenger RNA, 165 nt
Organism: Sphaeroforma arctica JP610
Lineage: Eukaryota; Ichthyosporea; Ichthyophonida
Exons: 1
Source: RefSeq, a predicted model, not a curated record
GUUAUAUAUAAUCCAGAUGACAUCAUCACCAGUUUCGGUCUACCACUGGAAGGAUUCCAGAGCACGAAGUGGCAGAACUUUGGAAUGCUCUUACUGGUGUGGGCCUUGACAAAAGUCCUGGCAUACUGUGCCCUUAUAUUCAAAAAGUACGGGCGUAUAGAUUAG